CCACUGAGAUUCUAUUCUCUAUUACAAAAAAUGGCAGAUAAUCUACGACGAGCGGUCCAAGAUCUCGAUCUGGGUGUGGAAGACGAGCCUUUCGCCUUGCCCGCCGAUGUCCUGCAUCAAGCUGCUUACGAAAACCGUUUUGUUCUUUGGGGUCGUGCAACCAAUCCACGACGCCAAAACAUACGCUCCAUCAUCGCCAACAUGCCCAGAAUUUGGAGUCUUGAAGGUCUGAUCUUUGGGCGAAUCAUUGAAGGGAAUCGGUUCCAGUUCAUAUUCCCUUCUGAAGAAACAAUGGAGAAUGUUCUGAGAAGAGGCCCGUGGGCAUUUGUAGACAGAAUGAUUGUCCUCCAGCGCUGGGCACCUUUUGUGGAUGUUGCGAGUUUGGAUUUUAUCCCAUUUUGGAUUCAAAUUCGUGGAAUUCCAUUCCAGUUUGCCACACAAGAUGUAAUUGCUCACAUCGGACGUUCUUUCGGAAUGUUGAUGGAAGUAGAUUACAAUCAAGAAGCUGUAGCACGAAGAGAGUACGCACGAGUACGAGUCAACUGGGAUAUCACUCGCCCCCUGCGAUUCCAAAGACACUUCCAGUUCUCACAAGGAGUCAACACUCUGCUUCGCUUCCGUUACGAGAGACUAAGAGGGUUUUGCGAAGUAUGUGGUAUGUUGACUCACGACUCUGGCAAUUGUUUGAUUCAUAAUGGUGGUGGGGUGCUUGUUUCGGAUGAUGAUGAUGAUGAUGAUGAUGACGGUCCUGGAAAUGCACCACGAAGACACCAAGGUGUUCAAAAUGGAGGUGAUGUUGAUCAUUCUGAUGGCGAUGGUGACGAAGAGGAACCUCAUCAAGCCAAUGAACACAAUGGUGGUAUUCAGAUCCGGGAGAUCAAUGAUGAAGAAGUUGAAGCCAUUCUGCGUGAAGGUGCCCAAAACCAGAAUCUUCAAAAUGGAGAUCAUGAAGCUAUUGGUGAAGCAGGGUUUCUCAACGAUGAUUUUGAAGAGGAAUUGGGAAUGAGUUCUGAAGAUGAUCAAGAUAAUGGUGAUAAUGCAGGCCUUGUUUCAGAAAUUGCAGGUUCUGAAGACAAUAUUCAGAUGCCUGAGAGAAACUUGACUCCCCGCGGAGCUAUAACAUUGGAGCAGGACGUGGUUCAAGGAAACAUUGGUUCAGAACAUUCAAACCUUUCUGAUCUACAAACUGAGCACACCAUGACAUCUUACCUGGGGAAACGUAAGCACUCUGACUCUGAUGAUGAGAAGUUUGUUUACAAAAUGCAUUCUCGUGAGCAGGGUGAAAGUAGUGGUCAAAUGGAGGAAUCAUCUCCUCCCAAAGUGUUGAGAGGCGCGGUGGGCCCAGAACCACCUCUUCCACCAUGA
Molecule: messenger RNA, 1365 nt
Organism: Eutrema salsugineum
Lineage: Eukaryota; Viridiplantae; Streptophyta; Magnoliopsida; Brassicales; Brassicaceae
Exons: 1
Coding region: 31-1365 (444 amino acids)
Source: RefSeq, a predicted model, not a curated record